AUGCUGAACAUAAUUAUGAUGCGAUGGACACGGGCUAUCGAACUGGCGAUCAAACACAAUUCAUAUCUGGACAUAGUAAUGGGUUAUAGGCAACGAUAUCUAGAGAAACUAGGCAGAAAGGAAACUGACAAGACCUUCCUUCGCUAUAUGGGACAG
This is a messenger RNA of Cooperia oncophora, 156 nucleotides long. NCBI's taxonomy places the organism in Eukaryota, Metazoa, Nematoda, Chromadorea, Rhabditida, Trichostrongylidae. The record is from the annotation of a GenBank genome assembly.